UUUAAAAUUUUUUAAAUUUUUAGUUUAUCGAAAAAAUUGUCAAGAAGAAUGUGAAAGCAGAUCGUGUUAUAUAGAUGCCCAUGGAAUUAGCCGAUGCUGUGAUGAAGCUUGUGUUGGAGGGUGCUUGUCAAGAACUUGAGGAAGACGGAAGAUGUGUGUCACAGUGUACAGGAACACAAAGAUACAACAGAAAACAAAAAAUUAACGAACUCAUUCCAAAAUCCAAAGCAAAAUAUGCUUAUGAAAAGCAUUGCUUACCUGAAUGCCCACCUGGUACAUUAAUUGAAUCAUCUAGUUGUGUGGCUAGAUGUUCGCCAGGAUUUUAUCGAGAUCCUAGAAUAGAUCCACGUAAAUGUAUUCCAUGUAAAGAAAAAGAAUGCCCAGUUGUUUGUCAAUUCCCGCCUCCGGGAGUGGAUAUAUUAAAUUCUGGGAAUAUUCAUGUACUUGAAAAUUGUACAGAAGUUGAAGGAUAUAUUACAAUUAUUGACCAAUCCUAUGUAGAAAUUUCUCAAUUUGCGGACGAGAAAGAAUUUAUUCGAUUUGAACAAGCGGAGGUACAACCAAAAUCACAAAAAUUAUUUGCUCCUUUAAAUGCUUCUCAAUUGGAAAUUUUAAAAUCGAUAAAAAUAAUAACAGGCUUUUUAGCAAUAGAAGGUUCAAAUUUUAAAAAUCCAUUAAGGCCAUCCAACCUAAGUUUUCUUGAAAAUCUUGAAUUAAUUGAAGGACGUCAACUCUUUUUUGAGAAAUAUGCUCUCUUAAUUUUUGGAGAUCCACAAUUAAAAUGGUUGGGAUUACGUUCACUUUCUAAUAUAACACAUGGAAAUGUUUUUGUGAGAAAUAACAGUAAUCUUUGUUAUUCACAAUCAAUCCCGUUCAAACAAAUUUUUGGCAUUAAUCAAAGCUUUUGGAUAAAUAAUGGGAAUGAAACAGAUUGCGGUAAUUUUUCGAGAUUUUUAAUGAGUACUAAUUGUAUAGUGGCAAAAUGUCUUUUGACAAAAUGUCCAGUGACGAAAUAUCUUGUGACUAAAAAUCAGCAUCAAUGUGAUCAAAACUGUGCAAAAGAAUUUGGUUGUUGGGGUCCUGGACCAGAACAAUGUGUAAAAUGUAAAAAAUAUUUGCGUGAAAAAGAAUGUUUGGAUAAAUGUCCAGAUCAAGGCUAUUUUGUUGACAAUUCCAAACCUCUAAUUUGUCAACCUUGUAAUGAUCAAUGCAAAAUAUGUCAUGGUCCUUUACCUACACAAUGUUCUAUUUGCAAAACUUAUCAUAUUUGGAUUUUACAAAAUUCAAUAAAUAAUACAAGCAAUAGUAUUGAAUAUUAUUUUGAUGAAUUUGACGAAAAUGAAUUUAUAACUACGACUACUCCAAAAGAACAAAUUGCUGAUGGAAGUUGGACAAUUGGGGCAGUUAAAAAAUGCGUUCAAUAUUGCCCAAAUUCAACAACAUAUUCUCUUGGAUUUGAAUGUCGCCCGUGUCAUGAAGCAUGUUUUGAUGGAUGUACUGGACCUGGCGACAUUGUUGGUAACAAUGGUUGCAAUAAAUGUUUGUAUGGAUUGAAGGAUGAACUUGGAAAUUUGCGUUGUCUCAAGGGCAAUGAACCUUCAAGCGAUGUCUGUGGCUUUAAAAAUACUCUAGGGGAAAAUUAUUUUCUUGCUUUGGAACCGGCAAAUUCUCUGACUAAAUUUUCUUGUCGUAAAUGCCGUCCAGAAUGUAAAAAUUGUACUCGAGAUGGCGUAGUAGAAAUGGCUUCUGAUGGGAGUACUCCAGUUUGUAAUUGUGCCUAUUGGCGUUUGGAACCAGCUAUUGUUAAUAAUAAUCGUCCGACAGAAUGUUCAAUGGAUUGUGGAAAAGGUUCUUAUGUACUAAAAUAUCCCAACGAAACACUUUCUGGUAUUGGAGAAUGUAGACGUUGUCAUCCAUUUUGUGAUAUUCACCGGUCUUGUUAUGACGAUGGGCCUUCAAAUUGUGAGAAAUGUGCUCAUGGUGGAAUUGUUGAUAAAAAUGGGACUGUUACGUGUUUAAAUGCAUGCCCUCCAGAAUUGCCAUAUGCUGAUGAAGAAGGAAUUUGUCAACUUAUUGAUCGUGAACGUUCUCGAAGACAGAAACAAAUAAAGAUUGUUGGAGGAGUGUUUUUGGCAAUUAUAUUGUUGGCAGUUUUAAUUGGAUUUUUGGUUUGGCGUUGUCUAAUUUAUCAGAAAAAAUAUAUGAAAGAAGUGCAGAUGCAUUUGCCAGAAAUUCCUCCAUUGGAUCCAUUAAAAGUUACUCAACGUCCAAACAUGCGUCGUCUCAAUCUUAUUCAAGUUAAUGAAUUGGACUUUUUGCCUGGAAAAUCAACUGUACUUGGUCAAGGAGCAUUUGGAAUUGUUUAUGCUGGUAAAUGGCGUCCACCUGGCGUAAAAGUGAACAUACCUGUAGCUAUAAAGGCAAUAAGUGCUUUAGAUAGUCGCCUUAACGAGAAAGAAAUGUUGAGAGAAGCAGGAAUAAUGCAUUCUGUCCAACAUGAACAUUUACUUCCUGUAGCUGGAAUAUGCCUAGGAGGUGGUGGAGGACUUAAAAUUGUUACUUUAUUGCGUCCUUUGGGUUCUUUACUAAAAUUUUUUGAGCAAUAUAGUUCUCAACUUGGUUCAAAACAAUUAAUGCUAUAUUGCUAUCAGAUCUCCUCAGCAAUGGAAUAUUUAACAAAACGUGCAAUUGUUCAUCGUGAUUUAGCUGCUAGAAAUGUUUUGGUAAAAAGUGCUUUACAUGUUGAAGUUACAGAUUUUGGAUUAGCAACAAUGUUACAAAGACCUAAUGAUUCUGUAAUUAUUGAAGGAAGAGUUGCUGUAAAAUGGCUGGCACCAGAAAGUUUAAGGCAUUCAAUUUUUAAUCAACGGACAGAUGUUUGGUCAUUUGGAAUAACUUGUUGGGAAAUUUUAACUGUUGGAGCUUGUAGUCCUUAUAAAGAAUUGAAGUUACCACGUGAACGUUUAGCUAGAGAACUUGUCGAUAAACUUGAAUGUGGUUAUAGAUUAGAACAACCAAAUAAUUGCAGUCAAGAAUUGUAUCAGGAAUUGCUUAAUUGUUGGCUUCCUGAUCCAGAAUCGCGACCAAGUUUCAGACAAAUUAAAGAACGCUUUGAACAAUUUUGUCGUGCUCCUCAUAUUUACAUUCAAGAACGAAGAAAUCGUCUAAUUGAAAAUCAACAAAAACAACAACAAAUGGAAUCGCGUAUAGGAAGUAUUGGACAACGAGAAAUGAUUGCACGUUUACUUCAUGAUAGUGAUUUUGCUGAUCCUGUAUUUGUAGAUCCUGCUGAAUAUAGCAAUAAUUCCUUGAAUAAUCGAGAUGUCAUCAACACCAACAGCCCUCAACGUGAAAAUACAAAUAAUACAAACACAACAAUUCUUUCUGAUGAUGACUGUUUCUUUUCUACUGUUGAACUAGUGAACAAUAAUAAUAAAACACCUUCACCCAGAAACUGUGGUGUAAAACCGGAUCGUCAUGGAAGUGUUGCUACAACAAUUUCUUCUCGUUAUAAAAGUGAUCCACUUGGAAGUGGUAGCCGAAAAUGUUCACAUUCUUCUUGGUCUCGUGAUGAAGAUGGACCUUUACCAAAACUUUCUUUAACUGACGAAGAUAAUUAUUUGAUGCCAAUUAAAAAGCUUGGUUUAUUCCUUGAUGAAGAAAUUGAAAAAUUUGGAGAAGAGGAUGAGGAAGAGGAUAAUGAUGAUGAUGAAAAUGCUACACUUUAUACACCUGUUGUGGAAGGGAAGAGAGAUACUAUUAAAAAAUUAUUUCCCUCAACACUUCCUUACUCUAAUACUACAACUUUAUAUACAAAUCAAUUUGGGGAAUAUAUAAAUGAAAAGAACGGUGAAGAAGAAAAGAAGAAUGUUGUUGGUGUCAUCAAAGGUUCUGGUAAUAUUGAAAAGGAUGAAAAGAAAGGAGGUUAUGUGAAUACUAAAGGUGAGGAAGAGGUAAUGACCGCCGUUAAUAAUAAAAAUAUUAAUAAUAAUUAUGAAGACAACAACAAUUUAAUAGAAAAACGUGACAAUAAUAAUCAAUUGUUGUUGCGAACUGAAACUGAAACAGUUAUUUAA
Molecule: messenger RNA, 4076 nt
Organism: Meloidogyne enterolobii
Lineage: Eukaryota; Metazoa; Nematoda; Chromadorea; Rhabditida; Meloidogynidae
Source: the annotation of a GenBank genome assembly